CCUACAGCAUACCCCGACUUCGACAUUCAUUCCGGAGGCAUUGCCUAGCUUUACUCGAGACAUCUCUCCUCCGCACGCACCAAGUAUCUCUUUAUACAUCCAAUCACAUAAUCAUUCAGAAAGCUGCACUCCUUCAAAAUGCAGCUCAUCAACACCAUCGUUCCUCUCCCCUUGUCCUCCACCCUUACUCUCGCUCUUCCAGUCGCCAAGCGAACAGCCGCCACCGUUCUCUCAGAUAUCUCCAGCAUCAGCUCGGAUGUCUCUACCUUAACCAAUGACGCCCUUGCCUACACUGGUGGACUCUUCCAAUCCCUCGCUCUUGCCAUCACAGUCGACUCUCUCGAGUCAUCCAUCACCACCGCUACAAGUGAUACUACCUCAUCUACGGCCUUCACCAGUGCCGAGUCUGAUGAGAUACUGCUUGCCAUUACCACUCUGACCCCAAACAUCGUUACUCUCCUGGCUGAUUUGGAUGCCAAGGCUUCCACUAUCUCCUCAGCUGGAUACACAUCCACUGUACUCAGCGCAGUGAAGAAUUUGCUUACCGACACUGAUGCAUUGUUUGCUGCUAUCGAGGCCCAGGUUGAUACUACUGAUACUGCUUCCAUUGCUACUCUUCAGGCUGAGGUUGAUGCUGUUUUUGCUACUGCCAUUGCCGACUUUUAGACAAGAGGAGAUUGUUGAAUGACGUGAGGGGGAUCUUCUUGACUGUUUUUUCUGCUAAUUGUAGAAUGCAUCUGGUUUUGAUGGGAAAUUGUAGGCAGAAUUUCAAUU
This is a messenger RNA of Mollisia scopiformis, 774 nucleotides long. RefSeq lists its product as uncharacterized. Bases 139 to 666 code for a protein of 175 amino acids. The record is from RefSeq and is a predicted model, not a curated record. Gene Ontology annotation, cellular component: extracellular region. The transcript has 3 exons. Lineage: Eukaryota; Fungi; Ascomycota; Leotiomycetes; Helotiales; Mollisiaceae.